Plectropomus leopardus (leopard coralgrouper) is the source of this 3037-nucleotide messenger RNA. Its product is annotated as CDK5 and ABL1 enzyme substrate 2-like. Gene Ontology annotation, biological process: regulation of cell cycle. NCBI's taxonomy places the organism in Eukaryota, Metazoa, Chordata, Actinopteri, Perciformes, Serranidae. The record is from RefSeq and is a predicted model, not a curated record.
AAUACAUAAUUAUCAAAACAUCCAAUCAGCGCACAGGGGGGCGGGGCUAAUACGGUCUCUCGUUGCCGUCGCUUUGAAUGACCACAUUUCAAACUAGAAUGGCGACCGCUGUCUGCGGUCUGCAGUCCACCGGCAGCAACAGUAAACCGGCCAAAACACACCGAGAGCACCGGAGGAAAGCGAAGGACUCCAGGAGGAGACAGGCGGCUUUGUUGUUCCUCAGUAAUAUCUCACUCGACGGACGGCCCCAUUGUCAAAACAGCGAUGAAAACGUCGACCAAAAAGCCGCCGAGGAGCAGCGACUCGGGGACAGAGACGGCGGCUCUACUGUGGUCCCCCAGCCGGCGGACGGCCAAGAACCGGUCCUCCAGGUGACAGAGCCCACCACGGCCGGCAGCGGCUCAUCCUCCAGUUUCCCCGGGGUACUCAGUCCCAUCGGACCUUCUUUGGUAAUGUCUCCGGGACCUGCCGGGGCAGCUGUUGUGGGAGCAAACGAGGUAUUUUUGGAGGGUGGCAGUGCGGCCGAAACGCUAACCCCGGACACCCCUCUGUCUCCUGUGCCCACCGGGCACCAAGCCUGCUCCCGUGUCAGGUCUACGCCCGCCGCCCUGAGCCCGGUCCCGGCCGGCAGCUCACUGGAUUCACGGCAGAGGUUGAGGAAUGUCUCUGGUUCUCCUGGACCCAAAGUGCCAAAGAAAGUCCACUUCAUCAAGAGUAUGAGGCAGUAUGAUACCAGGGGAUGUAGGAUCGUGCUGAUUUGUGCCAAGCGGUCGCUAUACGCUGCUUUCUCAGUGCUGCCCUAUGGAGAGAGUGCUCACCUCAGCGAUCCUAAGCUGGAGGCUCAGAGACAAAGGCUGUCCUCUGUAGUGGCUGCUGACCUGCUUCCUUCCUUGGAGGGGAUGGAGUUUGGAGACUAUGGCAAGACGGUGUCAUACGCUCAGUUCCUUUAUCCGACCAAUGCCUUGGUGAGACAGAAGAGCGGUGCACCAGAAACCGGCACGACUCAGACCCCUCUGUCACGUUUCCGUGGCAACGGGCAGAGGAGCUUCACCCCAGCUCGUCUGAACAACAGUGUGACACAGGACCCAUGCAUAGAGGAGGUGGUGGAGUACGAUCCUAACCUGCUCAGUGACCCUCAGUGGCCCUGUGGAAGACACAAGAGGGUUCUGAUAUUUGCAUCAUAUGUGACGACUGUUGUUGAGUAUGUGAAACCAUCUGACCUAAAGAAGGACAUGAAUGAGACUUUCAAAGAGAAGUUUCCUCACAUCAAGCUGACUCUCAGCAAGAUAAGAAGCCUAAAGAGGGAGAUGCGCGCCAUGAGCGAGGACUGCAGCCUACAGCCCGUCACUAUAGCGAUGGCUUUUGUUUACUUUGAGAAACUGGUGCUGCAGGGUCGCCUCAACAAGCAGAACAGGAAGCUGGUGGCGGCGACGUGCGUGCUGCUGGCUGCAAAGAUCAGCAGCGAUCUGCGGAAGCCAGAUGUCAGCCAACUCAUUGACAAGCUGGAGGAGCGUUUCCGCAUCAACAGACGAGAAUUAAUUCCUCUGGAGUUCCCUGUGCUGGUUGCCUUGGAGAUGGGACUUUACCUUCCCGAGAGCAAGGUCAUGCCACACUACCGCAGACUCGUGCAGCAAGGUUAGACCGGAUACGGUCAUGUCUGACAAUCUACUGGUUUCAUUGACAACAUCAGCAAGUGUGAGUUUUUAGGACUGACAGUGUGUGUAUGGAUCGACCAGUUUAUAAGCUGUGGUAUUUUAAACAAAUUAUUCUGGUACUAUUUAAUUCCUGUGAUGGUCUUGACUUAAGUUACUCACUGUAUACAAAGGAUAGUUUACACUCACGUAUUUUAGACUUUAUGGCAUGUGUGUCUCCCUGAAUGUCUUUUUGUACAUGUGACCAUCUGUCGAUGCAGUCAUGAACUCUAUGUUAGAGAUGUUCAAUGAGCACGUUAAUUGUGCUUUCAUUCUGGUGUCUUGCGACCUUUGUCUUUAGUUACUAGUAUUUCUAACCUUGUAUUUAAACAAAACGUACGAUGUGAUGUUUGUGUUUGUGAAAGACUCAUCUCAUGCACCUUUCUCACUACUAUACACAGCCUGUAUAGUAUUAUUACGAAUGACAAAGAACCAUACUGUUGAUUUUGUAAAUGCCUCUUUAAACCCACUGUGAUACUGAAGCAUUUUUAGCUAUUAGACUAAAACAUGAUACUGUAGAUUGUUGGUAAAAAAAACAUGAUUUUAGUUUGUCAUUGGGGAAGUAAGUGGCUUUUAAGUUACAGUCUGUUUGAAUGUCUGUUUUUUCUUGUGUAAAGAAAAAAAGUAAUAGUUCAAACCCCGUUACAGUUGCGAGUCCAGACAGAAACAGAAUUACAGAGGCAUAUUAUUUAUAGUAAAUGUGUUUUUUCAUCAUUCAUGUUAUUCAGGGAUAUGUUUUUAUAAAAAAAAAACACACUGCACUGGAAUUUAUCCCUUGUAAGUUUAGCUCGUUGCAUUUUUCAGUUCUCAGGAUUUUUACUUUCUCAUAUCUGUGAAUAGCUCAUAAAAUCUAACCCAAAGAAACAUUUUUAAGUUAUUUCUGUAGCCUUUGUGACUGAAACCACUUGUGCUCCCAUUAUAACUGAAUUGGAGGUAACUGAUUGUAGAGCAUUGACUUAAACUACAAGUACCACACAGUAUUAACCUGCCUGCAGUGCUUAUUGUGUAGUAAAUCUUCUGAUGUAGGUGUACAAGUAUGUUUAAAAAAAGUGCCUAAGACCACAGUGGCAGUGAAAUGGUUAACCGUCUUCUAACAAGUGAUAUUUAAUAUUAGCGUUUCUGAGUCUUGCUACUGUAGAGAUCUUUACAUGUUGAGGUUGUUCUUAUCUGGGAAAGAAAAUCACAAACUUUUUGUCUGCAGUGGUAAAAAAUGUGGUAAUGAUAAACAUGCAAAUCUGUGUAUCUGCAGAAAAUGUGCUUUCAUGGUUGGUGUCAAAAGGGUGAAUAUUCAUUGUUUUCAUACUGUAAAAUGAAUGUUUUUCAAAUAUAUUUUCAGACACUGAAAA